This is a messenger RNA of Emericellopsis cladophorae, 1680 nucleotides long. RefSeq names its product 60S ribosomal protein L16. Bases 1 to 1680 code for a protein of 559 amino acids. NCBI's taxonomy places the organism in Eukaryota, Fungi, Ascomycota, Sordariomycetes, Hypocreales, Bionectriaceae. Gene Ontology annotation, biological process: translation; negative regulation of translation. Gene Ontology annotation, cellular component: ribosome; cytosolic large ribosomal subunit. The transcript has 5 exons. The record is from RefSeq and is a predicted model, not a curated record. Gene Ontology annotation, molecular function: mRNA binding; structural constituent of ribosome; protein-folding chaperone binding.
AUGCCCCCUAGUGUCCUGUCACGGGUCACCUGCAGGAAAGUCGACAAGGUGGAUUCCAGCCAGGCUGUUGUGGCCACCUCUGGCGCCUUGCAGAAUUUGAGUUCCUAUAUCAACGGGACAUUUGCAAACUUCAGCAACGCCUUCCAGGGCUCGAGCGAAUACAUCUCCGAGACACUAGGCGUCCCACCCACCGUCGUCUACAGCAGUCUCGCCGCCGUGCUAGCAACCAUGUCCGGCUUCUACUACACUCGACCCAGCCUGUCGCCGUACAGUUCAAUGGCAGGCGGUGCCCCGAACGUCACCGAAGACGACUACAGUUAUGUGACCUCGCAAGACCUGGGCGAACCCGCUCAUGAUGCACAACAAUACCGGUCGAACUCGAACGCAUCGCCAGAUCCCGAAGAUGAUGUGCUCCUUAUCAAGAACAGGGGCAUCACAUAUCCUGCUCACUUCCCCGCCUAUACCAUUGGAGAUGGAAAAUUGCAGGUUAAGGAUGUGAAGAACCGAGUCGGUCUUGUCAUGGAUCUGGGUGAUAGGACAUUGAAGCGAGUCAAGCUGCUUUAUAAAGGCCGCGAGCUCAAGGACUCUUCCGCACCUGUCCGUGAAUACGGCGUCAAGAACAAGAGUGAAAUCAUGGCGGUUGUGCCUGAGGGUUUCGAAAGCAGUGCAUCCGACGAAGAGAUGGUGGUCGUUGGUGAACCUGAUGGAAAAAAGACCAAGGGACGCAGAAAGAAGCGAUCCAAGAAGAAGGCAGAGAAGACAGCCAAUGCGUUGGACGGCGAGUCGGCCAGUAGCCCCCGCGACAGCAACUCGACGUUUGAUUCGCCCCGUUCACCCCCUGCGGGCGGUCCGGGCACCGAAUCAUUGAGGAAGUUGGAUGAGCUUGCCACCGAGUUCAGGACGAAGUGGUUGCCACUAUGCGUGCAAUACACAGCAUCGACACCAAAGGACGCGAAAAAGCGCGAGGAGGAGCACCGUAUGAUAUCUGAGUCUGUGCUGCAGCAUAUCAUACUGAAGCUAGAUGGAGUCGAGACUGAUGGCAUUGACGAGGUGAGGACGCGCCGCAAGGCGCUCGUCAGGGAGGUUCAAGAGGUUGUCAUUGAUGGCAAGGGCCACCUCCUUGGCCGCCUGGCCUCGCUUGUUGCCAAGCAGCUCCUCAACGGUCAGAAGAUCGUUGUUGUCCGCUGCGAGGCCCUGAACAUCUCUGGCGAGUUCUUCCGCGCCAAGCUCAAGUGGGCUGCCCAUAUGCGCAGGAUCACCCGUUACAACCCUACCCGUGGUGGUCCCUUCCACUUCCGCGCCCCCUCGCGCAUCUUCUACAAGGCUGUCCGCGGCAUGAUUCCCCACAAGACCGCGCGUGGUGCCGCUGCCCUUGAGCGCCUGAAGGUCUUCGAAGGUGUCCCCCCUCCCUACGACAAGCAGAAGAAGGUCGUUGUGCCCCAGGCCCUCCGUGUCCUCCGCCUGCAGCCUGGCCGCAAGUACUGCACCGUCGGCCGCCUCAGCCACGAGAACGGCUGGAAGUACCAGGAUGUCGUCGCCCGCCUUGAGGACAGGAGGAAGGCCAAGGCUCAGGCCUACUACGAGCGCAGGUUGACUCACGAGAAGCAAAUGACCGAGGCCAAGAAGAACGCCAAGACCAACCCCGAGACCGUCAAGGCCCUCGCUGCUUACGGCCACUAA